Molecule: messenger RNA, 2869 nt
Organism: Hippocampus zosterae (dwarf seahorse)
Lineage: Eukaryota; Metazoa; Chordata; Actinopteri; Syngnathiformes; Syngnathidae
Product: proto-oncogene DBL-like
Exons: 23
Coding region: 203-2866 (887 amino acids)
Biological process (GO): dendrite development
Cellular component (GO): cytoplasm
Molecular function (GO): guanyl-nucleotide exchange factor activity
Source: RefSeq, a predicted model, not a curated record
AUGUCAGGUGACAUCCCAGUGACGUCAACCGUGACAUCAGGUGUCCGCGCUCCGGCCCGUCCCUGCCGCAGCGCCCCCCACCCUCGGACACCGCAGGGAGGUGCGGCCGCCCUAGAGCGAGCCCGCUCGGCCGCUCUUCCUCGUCGCGUCUGGCUGCGGACUCGCCCGCUUCCGGAGAGCGCAAGUGAAGCGAGCGGCACCGAUGGCCGAGUCCGAGCCGCAGCGGGGCUUCCCGCGUCUACGCCGCGCCGCGACUUCGUUUCCCGGCAACCUGCACUUGGUGUUGGUCCUCCACCCCUCGGCCUUGCUAAGCUCCGCCCCCAGCCCGUCCUCCAGCACCGACCUGGGCUUCCGCUUCAGCCAGGAUGACUUCCUGCUGAAGAUGCCGGUGCUGAUGCUGGGCGACCUGCUUCGCUACAUCGACAUCAACCGGCCGACAUCGGACGCGUGCGGCGGCGCCCCGAGCGACCGGAUCGUCCUGCGCUCGGCCAUCGAGACCUUUGCGGUGACGGUGAAGGAGGUGGCUCACCUCCUGCAAGCCUUCGGUUCGGAGCUGUCGGACGGCGAACUUCCGGACGAAGCCGACGCCGUCGACUUCCUGCUGCGCUCGCACACGCGGCGCUACCGUCGCAUGAAGGAGGACGUGGUUGGGGUGCUGAAGGAAGGACGCCUCCUGCUGGACAGCCUGCAAAGGCUCCAGAGCUCCAAGGAGGACGCCGCGGAGGACCAGGACGACGUCCGGUCAGACUUGGACACCGUUGAAAGGCUGCUGUCUCAGCUGCGCGACAUGGAGGAGGCCUUUGACGGCUUCUUCGAGAAACACCACCUGAAGAUGCGCCAGUACCAGCAGCUGCUGCUGUAUGAGCGCGACUUCCAGCAGAUGGAGGAGGAGCUGGAGAAGAUGUCAGGCGAGGAGAAGGCCAUCCCCGCGGCGGGCAACACGCUGCCGCACACCGAGCGACUCAUCGGAGAGCUCGACGCUCUGGAGCGACGCGCGCAGGAGGUGACGUCCCGCGCUCAACUUCUGACGCUACGGGGCCACCAACUGGCCGCUUGCCAUCAUUACGCCCUGGCUCUCAUCAUGCAGCGCUGCAACGAGUUGCGCCAUCGCUGCGACGCCGUCGGCGGCGGCCUGCGCUGCAAGCGCGCGUCGCUCACGCGAGCCAGGGACCUGCUGGAGCGGCUGGACCGGGCUGCUCGUUGGUGCGACGAGGGCGCAUACCUGCUGGCCAGUCAGAUGGUGGACCGCUUCCAGAGCAGGGAAGGCGCUCAGGAGGCCCUGCGCUGCCUGCUGGAGCACCAGGAGAGGGCGCCGGACGGCAACGGCGACGUCCUCAGUCUGGAGUUGGAGGCCAUUCUCACGCCGCAGCUGCAGGGUCAGAUCGCGGCGGCGACGGACAAGCUGGCGUCCGUGCGGGCCAUGAUCCGCAACCGGGAGGGCCGUCUUCGCGAGUUGGCCGACGCGCGGGUCAGGCCCGUCCAGCUCGUGGCGCCGCGACCCGAAGCCGCGGCCAAGGCGCCGCUCUUCUCGCCCAAGCGCGGGGUGGACUUCAACCUUCUCAACUCCAGGUUCUCCUUCGAUCUGCUUCCUGGAAGGAGAAGCUCCAGGAGGACCGGCGACCAACCCGAGAUCCGCGUGAUGCACGACUACCGAGGCAACCGCAGCUCUCUGUACGGCCCCGCCCCCGACAGCCACUCCGAGGCGGAGGAAGGGGCGGAGCAAGUGACGAGCCGCAUCAUGAAGGAGCUCAUCUCCACCGAGAAGCUUUACGUGGAGCAGCUCCUCGCCGUCCUUCUGGGCUACCGGGCCGAGAUGGAGGACCCGUCUGCGCGGGACCUUCUGCCGGCGCUUCUCCGCGGUCACGGGGACGUCCUGUUUGGCAACAUGCCGCAGAUCUACCAGUUCCACAGCGGAACCUUCCUGCGGGACCUGCAGCGCUGCCUGGACGCUCCGGAGCGGGUCGGCCGGUGUUUCCUGCAGUGGAAGGAGAAGUUCCAGCUGUAUGAGCAUUACUGCCAGAACAAGCCUCACUCGGAGUCGUUAUGGAACCAAUGCUCGGACUCGGCCUUCUUCCAGGAGUGCCAGCGGAAGCUGCAGCACAAGCUCCCUCUGGACUCGUACCUCCUCAAGCCCAUCCAGCGCCUGGCCAAGUACCAGCUCAUCCUCAAGGAGCUUCUCAAACACUGCGACCAGCCGCGGUACCGGGCGGAACUGCAGGAGGCGCUGGACUGCAUGCUGGACCUGCUCAAGUCCGUCAACGACUCCAUGCACCAGAUCGCCAUCGUCGGAUAUCAGGGCGAGCUGGGCCCGCUGGGCCGGGUGCUUCUGCGGGGCGACUUCAGCGUGUGGAGCGGCCACAAGAGGGCGCCGGCGGCGCGCAUGCGGGAGAUGGCCCGCUUCAAAGGCGCCCGGCGCCACGUCUUCCUCUACCGGCGAGCGCUGGUGUGCUGCAAGCGCCGAGACGACCGCGGCCGCUCGCCCGUCUACAGCUUCAAGUCCUGCCUCGGGAUGCAUUCGGUGAGCCUGUCGGAAAACGUCAAAGGAGACCCCAACAAGUUUGAACUGUGCCACGAAGGAAGCCAGGAGGUCUACAUCCUGCAGGCUCCCAGCGCCGAGGUGAAGGCGGCGUGGCUCGCCGAGAUCCAAAAGAUCAUCGGCCGACUGCGCCAAGACUCCGGCCACGCCCACCCCACCGGAUGGGAGGAGUCGGCGAACGGCGGCCCCGCCCACCGCGAGUCCACGGCGGGCCCGUCACCCGGGGCGGCGCCCUCCUCGAACAUCGAUGACGACUCGGAGGACUGGCUGGACGGCUCCAACGCGUCCGACUCGGACGACGCGGGGGAAGGGGGGCGCGUCUCUGCUUGACUG